This is a messenger RNA of Drosophila ananassae, 544 nucleotides long. RefSeq names its product ragulator complex protein LAMTOR3 homolog (gene Lamtor3). Gene Ontology annotation, cellular component: Ragulator complex. The transcript is spliced from 2 exons. Lineage: Eukaryota; Metazoa; Arthropoda; Insecta; Diptera; Drosophilidae. Gene Ontology annotation, biological process: positive regulation of TOR signaling; cellular response to amino acid stimulus. The coding region runs from base 100 to 474 and encodes 124 amino acids. The record is from RefSeq and is a predicted model, not a curated record.
CAAAGUUAUUGUUUUGAUUUUGGAAAAUACCUGUGUAUGGAAAGGAAAACUUGAUAAUAUUGCUAAAAGUCCUCUAUUUCCACAUUUGGCAAGUUCGACAUGUCGGACGACAUCAAGAAGUACUUCAACGGCCUUCUCCACAAGGUCAGUGGACUGCAUGUAAUACAGAUAACGGAUCGCGAUGGAGUGCCCCUCCUACGGGUCAGUCAGGAGAAGAAUCUGGACUUUGCCCUGAUGCCGUCCUUCAUACCCACAUUCACCACGGCCUGCGACCAGGCGAGCAAACUGGGCCUGGGCCGGAACAAAACAAUCAUAUCGAUGUACUCCAACUACCAGGUGGUGCAAAUGAACAAGCUGCCACUUAUCCUCACGUUUGUGGGCGCAGAGAACUGCAACACGGGCCACAUCCUCGCCCUGGAGCACCAGGUGGACGGGUAUCUGGAGGACAUUAAGCAGGCGGUUACCGAGGCAUAGAAGUAGUCUACCAUGUAUAACAUAAUGCGCUUUAUACAUAUAAAUAUAUAUAUUUUUAAUAUUUGUUAAA